UGGUAAAAACGAGAGAUUAGCCAGGCAAGGCACAGGCCGUUCUCCGUCGCCUCGCAAACUUCGUCCUCUCGCCCCCACCGAAGACCGCUGUGACCGCAGGCAAAAAGGGGCGUCUCGACGUCGUUGCGCGCGUUAGAACUUGAAUUCAUUAGCCGUUGAGAUCGAAAAAAAAAAACGAUGAGCACGCUGAAAGAGAUCUGCUCUGGAUUGCCCCUGGACCCACUGCCUCCGCCCAGGGCGAGAAACCCGGCAUUGGCCCACGCUCCGGACAGGAACGUUCCGCUCACCGCAGAGGAGACAGAGACCGCCAUCAAGAAUGCGCUGCGGUACUUUCCUGCGAGGCUCCACGCCCAGCUAGCGCCGGAGUUCGUGCGAGAGCUAUCGGAUUACGGCCACAUCUACAUGUACCGCUUCGUUCCCAGCAUUGCCAUGAAGGCGUACCCAAUCGACGAGUACCCCGCAAAGUCGAAGCAGGCCGCCGCCGUGAUGCUUAUGAUCAUGAACAACCUAGACCCUCAGGUGGCUCAGUUUCCAGAGGAACUGAUCACCUAUGGCGGCAACGGACAAGUCUUUUCCAACUGGGCACAGUUCUGGCUGGUGAUGAACUACCUGUCCAAGAUGGACGAGUCGCAGACGCUGGUCAUGUACUCGGGCCACCCUCUCGGCCUGUUCCCGUCAUCCCGGCCCAGCCCCCGAGUGGUCAUCACCAACGGCAUGGUUAUACCGAAUCACUCGUCCCACGAGGACUACGACCGCAUGUUCGCCAUGGGAGUCACCAUGUACGGGCAGAUGACCGCUGGUAGCUACUGCUACAUCGGGCCGCAGGGUAUCGUGCACGGAACAACGAUCACCGUGAUGAACGCUGGACGCAAGUACCUCAAGCUCGAAGAUCUCCGAGGAAAAGUGUUCGUGUCAUCUGGUCUCGGUGGAAUGAGCGGUGCCCAGGCGAAGGCAGCGGUGAUCGCAAGCGGCAUCGGAGUAAUCGCAGAGAUGUCCCGAGAGGCGACGUACAAACGUCACCACCAGGGAUGGGUGGAUGAAGUCAUCGAGGAUAUCGAAGAGCUUAUCAAAAGAAUAAGGAAAGCCAAAGCAGCGAAGGAGUCCGUGAGCAUCGGAUACCUGGGUAACAUCGUCGCUCUUUGGGAACGCUUGGCGACGGAGGCGGAGACCACGGGCGAACUCCUGGCGGACCUGGGCUCAGACCAGACGUCCUGCCACAACCCUUUCAACGGCGGAUACUACCCCGUGCAGCUGACUUACGAGGAGGCGAACGCCAAGAUGAGAGACGACCCCCGGAACUUUAAGAUGCUCGUGCAAGAAAGCCUCCGGCGGCACGUGACGGCGAUCAACAAGAUGACCAAGCGAGGCAUGUGCUUCUGGGACUACGGCAACGCUUUCCUCCUCGAAGCAUCCAGGGCAGGUGCUGACGUUGGCCACAACGGUAUCAGGUUCCGUUACCCGUCCUACGUUCAGGACAUCAUGGGGGACAUCUUCUCCCUCGGCUUCGGACCGUUCAGGUGGGUUUGCACGUCUGGAUCCAAGGACGAUUUAGCGCUGACAGACAAACUGGCUGCUUCUGUGCUGAAGGGCUUGCUCAAGACCAAUGUGCCGGAGCACGUGAAGCAGCAGUACAAGGACAACAUCGCGUGGAUUGAGAAGGCGGCAGACCAUAACCUGGUGGUCGGCUCCCAGGCGCGGAUCCUCUACUCGGACAAGACGGGCAGGACGCAGAUUGCCCUCGCCUUCAACCUCGCCGUUAGGGAAGGACGACUCAAGGGCCCAGUCGUGAUUAGCCGCGACCAUCACGACGUGAGCGGCGCAGACAGCCCGUACAGGGAGACAUCUAACGUGUACGACGGAUCAGCGUUCACUGCAGAUAUGGCCGUGCAAAACUUCGUCGGGGACGCACUAAGGGGGGCGACAUGGGUGGCACUUCACAACGGUGGAGGUGUUGGCUGGGGAGAAGUCAUCAAUGGAGGAUUCGGCUGUGUCCUCGACGGAACCAAGGAGGCGGACGGGCGGCUGACGACGCUUCUCUCCUGGGACGUCAACAACGGAGUGUGCCGCAGAAGUUGGUCUGGCAACAAGUACGCCUACGAGACCAUCCAGCGAGCCAUGAAGGACGACCCGGCUUUGCUUGUGACGUUGCCCAAUGAAGCGGACGAGCAGCUCGUCAAGAAAGUGUUGGCGGGAAAGAAGGUUUAAGGAGCGAUCGAGUGUUUCUUCAGCCAUGGCAGUUUCGAAACGCACUGCCUCGAGAACCGUUGGUGUUAUUUCGGACACUACCAAAUUCCGCUAAAUUUGUCGAAUUCUCCAUCGUGGCAGUUGCCCCAUGGGCUCAUACAGGGUGGAUGCGCGUCCACUCUGAUUGGCUCAAAACGCCAAAGAUGGCGGAAUGCGACAUGCCAGCAUUUGGCUGUGUCUUCUUAUACCCUGCUUGCAUUUUCUUUCUUGUUUUCUUUUUGUUUUCAGUGAAGAAUGACUCUGCCCCCGAAAACAUACACUGCGGGGGAUAAUUGACUGACACGCCAGCAGUGACCAGAAAAAUAAACUUUUUUUUUUAUU
This is a messenger RNA of Dermacentor silvarum, 2565 nucleotides long. RefSeq names its product urocanate hydratase. The record is from RefSeq and is a predicted model, not a curated record. The coding region runs from base 178 to 2205 and encodes 675 amino acids. Gene Ontology annotation, biological process: L-histidine catabolic process. The transcript is spliced from 22 exons. Lineage: Eukaryota; Metazoa; Arthropoda; Arachnida; Ixodida; Ixodidae. Gene Ontology annotation, molecular function: urocanate hydratase activity.